AUGACAGAUGAGAUGAGAAUAAGUCUGCCGGAAGCCCUUGAUGGAUUAUCCAUUAUACGAAAUCAUCGUAAUACAAAUGAGCGAUUAAAUGCAAUUAAAGUAAUGAUAGAAACAAUGAAUAUUACUAUAGAUAAAAAAAUAUUUAUCUAUAGCGAUCCAAUGGAUGAUAUAAAAAAUCAUUUAUUUAGUGGUUGGCCAGAAAGGCUUUAUGUUUUAUAUGACGAAAAGAUUUUAUUUCAAGGUAAACCAGGAUCAAUCGGUUAUUCAAUACCAUCAUUAGAUUAUUUCUUGAAAAGACACGUUGUCGUUAAUAAUUAG
This is a messenger RNA of Didymodactylos carnosus, 318 nucleotides long. Lineage: Eukaryota; Metazoa; Rotifera; Eurotatoria; Philodinida; Philodinidae. The record is from the annotation of a GenBank genome assembly.